AGUUAAAUUUUUCCUGGAGAUUGACAACAUAGAAAAGCAUUGGAACAUAGGAAUUUGAAAGAGGUUGACAACAGAGAAAAACAUUGGAAUGGAGAAAUUUGAGAGGUAGAAGACUGAGUAUCAGUGGAGAAGAUCGAAUUUAGGGUUAUGAUAAAAAGGAUGGAUGUUGAUGAAGGUCAUGUUGAUUCUUUCUGGAAGGAGGAAAUUAGUGAGAAGGUUCAGAGUCCUAUGACAAAGAAAAGGAAAUAUAGGAAAAAGAAAAAGGAGUAUGAUGGAUGGGGAUCAACUUCCCUUAUUCGGUUUCUUGAAUCCAUUGGCAGAGACACAAGCAACCAGAUGACUCAAAGUGAGGUGGCUAAGAUUGUCAAUGAGUAUGUUAAGCAGAAUGGCCUUCAUCAUCCUACAGAAAAGAAAAGAAUUGUGUGUGAUGAGAGGCUUCAUUUGCUGUUCAGAAGGAAGGCCAUUAGCCGAUUGAAAAUUAAUUACCUGCUUGAAUCACACUUUGCUGAGAACUGUGAAGAAUCUUCUGAUGAUAUUUUUUCUAACUCGGAAGAUGAUGUGUAUGAAACCCCGAAAACGACAGGUUCAGAGAGGAAGAGUCAUCCGAAGAUACCGUUUAUGGAAAAACCAAGGAGCUGUUUUGCUGCCAUCAUUCCUAACAACAUCAAACUUGUUUAUUUGAAGAAGAGUCUAGUUGAGGAGCUUCUACUGGACCCUGAAACUUUUGAGACUAAAGUAGUUGGAAGCUUCAUAAGAAUCAGACGUGACCCAAAUGACUACCUUCAGAAAAAUCCAUUCCAGCUUCUGCAAGUCACAGGUAUAAAGAAGAGCUCUGGAGUGGAUGGGGAAAUUCUCCUACAAAGCUCUGGUUUCAUCAAAGACAUCAGCAUUCACAUGCUUUCAGAUGUUAACUUCUCUGAGGAGGAGUGUGAGGAUUUGCAGCGAAGAGUAAAAGACGGCUUGCUCAAGAGACCUAUGGUUGUAGAUAUAGAGCAGACAGCAAGAGUAUUACAUGAGGAUAUGACUAAGCAUGGGCUGCCAAGAGAACUCGAUCGGUUACAAAAUCUUAUUGAUCGAGCUAAUGAAAAGGGUUUGCAUAGAGAACUGGAUGAAUACCUACAAAAAAGGGAGAAACUUCAGAGUCCAGAAGAACAGGAACGUUUAUUGCAUGAAAUUCCUCAAGUUAUUGCAGAUGAUCUAGAAUCUGAACGUAAAACACCAAUUGUUCCAGAGAUAAAAAUAAAAAAGGAUUUGAUUACCAGUACAAAAGCAUCUUCAGUGUCUAAGGUCCCAAAAGCAGUUGCAGAUGGUUUUGUAUCCAAGGCUACAAAACUGGAUAUGGCUGAUCAUGUAAAACAAGAAAACAAAUCCCCUAAGUCAAUUGUCAGUCUGGAUAGAGCAUCAGAAGUUCCUCUUUUCAAUAUGGCAGUGGACGGCACUUUGUCGAAUUGCAUAUCUGGUGACACUGCUGCAGGCUUUAUACAACCCCCAUUGUGGCAAAGCAAAAAGACGGAGUGGCCUGUUUGCACGGAUGAACACGUAAAGCUCCGAACACAAAUGGAAUCACCCAGAGAAAUGGACACUUCAAAAAGCAAAAUGAGUAAUUUUAUUUAUUCAGAAUCGUCUUCUUUUAGUGAGAUGGACACUUCAAAGAGUGACUAUGAUAACGAACAAACAAAGAUGCCAGUAAUUGUGAAUAAGGAACAAGAUGGAUAUGAGCCAAAAAUUGGAAUGAUAUUUUCAAAUGAAGAUGAAGCUUAUGAUUUUUAUAAUGAUUAUGCUAAAUUUGUUGGCUUUACUGUGAGAAAAUCAAAAUAUCGUAGAUUCGCAGAUGGAAGCAUAAGCCAAAGGACAUUUGUUUGUGGAAGAGAAGGGUAUAGAAAGUUGAAGGACCCUUCACAUGUGAACAAGAAAAAUAGGAGAGAAACAAGAACGGGUUGUCAAGCUAUGAUAUGUUUCAAAAUUGAGAAGGAUGCUUGGGUUGUUUAUAAAUUCAUUCCAAAUCAUAAUCAUGAUCUUGUGAAAUCAUGUGCAAGAGCUAUGUUAAGAUCACAAAGGCAUGUAAAUGAAGCAUAUGCUAAUAUGAUUGAAGAUAUGGACAAUCCUGGUGUAAAACCAUGUAAGGUGUUUUCAUAUUUUGUUGAAGCUGCUAGAAGAGUGGAAAAUGUUGGAUUUUUGAAAUCUGAUUGCCUACAAAGUGAAAGAAGCAAAAAUCGUAACGCAGGAGAUGCACAAAGUGUUAUAAAUCAUUUCAGAAGUUCACAAGCAAAUGAUCCGGCAUUCGUCUAUACAAUGCAAGUAGAUCAUGAAAACCGCAUGACUAAUUUUUUUUGGAGAGAUGGGAUAUCAAGGAUAGAUUAUAAUCACUUUGGAGAUGUAGUUAUUUUUGACACAACCUACCGAACAAACAAAUAUAAUAUGGCUUGCGCACCUUUCAUUGGGGUAAAUCAUCAUAAGCAAAGUGUUUUGUUUGGUUGUGCUUUCUUGUUUGAUGAGACAACAGAGUCAUUCAUUUGGCUAUUUGAAUCUUUUUUGGAAGCAAUGGGAGGGCUGCAACCUAAAACAAUUUUUACUGAUCAAUGUCAAGCAAUGGCCAAUGCUAUUAAAAGAGUUCUUCCUGAAUCUCAACAUCGACUUUGCUUGUGGCAUAUUGGUCAAAAUGCAGCCAACCAUCUUUCUUAUUAUUUGGGAAAUUCUGACUUCAAGGUGUUAUUUAAUAGGUGUCUCUACAAUUGUGGAUCAGAGAAAGAAUUUGAAGACGUGUGGACCCGUUUACUUACAAAAGUUGAUAUUUCAAAAUGCUCAUGGUUGAAGAAAAUUUAUGACUUACGAGCAAAUUGGUGCCCAGCAUUUAGUAAAAAUUAUUUUUCAGCUGGCAUCUUAUCAACACAAAGAAGUGAGAGUAUGAAUAAUGUUUUCCGCACUGUCACUUGCAAGACAAUGUCUCUUACUCAACUUGUACUUCGUUAUGAAAUUUUUUUGGAGCGUAGACGUUGUUCAGAAUUGCAAAAGGACUUUGAAUGCAAUCAAUCUACGCCUCCUAGAGUAAAACAACUUACAGGUAUGGCUGCACAAGUUGCACGGGUAUAUACUCAUGUUAUUUUUGAAGAAUUCUAUGAAGAAUUGUUUGAAUCUUUAUCCGUGGCAAUUGAAAAAAUCAAUGAAAGUGGUACUUUCUUUUGUUACAAGUUGGUUAAAUCUGGUGAUGACAAACAAUAUUUUGUGACAUUUGAAUCUGCGAAUUGCUUGGUUGAAUGUAGUUGUAAAAUGUUUGAAUCUGUUGGUCUCCUGUGUCUUCAUGCAUUGAAAGUACUUAAUUUUCACAAUAUUUUUCAUAUUCCUUCUCAAUAUAUCUUGAAGAGGUGGACAAAAGAUGCUAAAGAUAGUUUUAGUAUAAGUGACAAUGGAAAACAAGCUUGUGAGGUUUCAAGACAAGGAAUUAAUCUACGUAUGAGCCAAAUAAUGAGAAAGGCCAUUUAUUUUGCAACGAAGGGUGCAUUGACAAAUGAGACAACCAAAAUGGCUGAAGAUCACUUAGAGCAAGGGAUAAAAAGCUUGGAGAGGAUGUUUAAAAAUAUUUGUAUGAUGGAUACAACUGAAGUUGAUGAUAAAAUUAGUGAUGAAGAGAAAGAUGAGCACAAUAAAUUAUUAGAUCCACAAUGUGUUCAAGCAAGGGGAGUUACAAAUGCUAGACUCAAAAGUCAGUUGGAAAAGAAAAGGUGCAAGAGAAAUGUAUCACAAGCUCAUAAUAAAUCCCAAGGUGCUAGUACAUCCAAAUCUCCAAGACAUAAUCAUGUUUAUAAAGGCAAAGCUUCAAGAGUCAAAGAUUUUAGCACCUCUUCUACACCUCCACCAACUUUUUGUUUUCCAUCUCUCUCUCAAGUGUCAAGUGCUAAUGUAGCUCCACCUGCAUUUUGUUUUCCAUAUAUGUGUCAAGUGCCAUAUACACAGGACCCUAAUAUAGGAGUAGCGGGUCUUGAUUGUUCAUAUGAUUCACAAUCGAGCAUCCAAGAGAUGGUUCAUUUAAAUUCAAGUGCUCAGAACCUCAAUGGCAAUUUUGCUACUCAAAAAAUUGAUUGAGGAAUGUCUAGCCUCAUGUGCAAGCUUCACCAUCUAUAUGUCAUUAGGAGUAAAUCUCGUGUAACAAUCUUUCAUUGAUCAUGCUCUUAAAAAUAUGGCAUGCAAUGACAAUUUAUUUUAAAAAGUUGUAUGAAUCUGUAACUCUAGCUUAAAGAAAUUUUUUUUUAUGUAAUUACCGAGUCGCAGUUUUGGACUAGUUCAUAUAUUGUGAAUUUUUUCUGUGUAACUUAACACAUGGUAACAGGAAAUUGUU
This is a messenger RNA of Gastrolobium bilobum, 4333 nucleotides long. Its product is annotated as protein FAR1-RELATED SEQUENCE 5-like. The record is from RefSeq and is a predicted model, not a curated record. The coding region runs from base 148 to 4080 and encodes 1310 amino acids. NCBI's taxonomy places the organism in Eukaryota, Viridiplantae, Streptophyta, Magnoliopsida, Fabales, Fabaceae. The transcript is spliced from 13 exons. Gene Ontology annotation, molecular function: zinc ion binding; DNA binding. Gene Ontology annotation, biological process: regulation of DNA-templated transcription.